This is a messenger RNA of Venturia canescens, 5414 nucleotides long. Its product is annotated as PHAF1 protein CG7083. The transcript is spliced from 8 exons. Lineage: Eukaryota; Metazoa; Arthropoda; Insecta; Hymenoptera; Ichneumonidae. The record is from RefSeq and is a predicted model, not a curated record. Gene Ontology annotation, biological process: Golgi to plasma membrane protein transport. The coding region runs from base 395 to 1672 and encodes 425 amino acids. Gene Ontology annotation, cellular component: trans-Golgi network.
GUUGGUGGGGUUAGGAGCGCAUCAGCUGUUCGAUGACAGUUCGCCAGCCGCGGCGGUGGUAUAAGUGUGCGUUAGCUUUUGACUGGCAGAAAAGGCAAUAUGGCCGUUCACUGAGCGCUGCGUUCUCCCCUGUGUACGUCGCAGAGACAAAGAAACAACGCAGUACUCGGGAAAAUAAAACCAAUCAAACGAUUUAUACGAAUAACUUAUUUAAUUAUUGAAAGGCGAAUAAAGGUGUCAAGUUUUCAUUGUUUUUUCGUCAUUGUUGUGUUGUUUAUAAUCUGUCGGUCAGAGUGAGAGAGUGCGAAAACCAGAGAGAUAGAAAGAGAGGAGAGUGGGAGUGAGAGAAAAAGAUACGAAAGUGUGUGUUUAGGCUAUACAAAUACAACGUAGAAUGCUGGAGCUCGAAGUGGUGCCCGAAAGGUCCAUCGGUUGUGAGCAGUGGGAAUUUAUUUUAGGAAUGCAUUUUUCUCAAUCUGUAUCCAUAAUACAGUCUCAAGUUGGCAUUAUAAGAGGAGUACAAGUUCUAUAUAGCGAUACUAAUCCUUUAGAAGUAGACCUGGUGAUAAAUUUACCUCACGACGGAGUACGACUUAUAUUCGAUCCUGUAGUACAGAGGCUAAAAAUAAUUGAAAUAUACAAUAUGAAAUUGGUGAAAUUAAAAUAUUGUGGCUUGCCGUUCAACUCGCCGGAAGUUUUGCCUUCCAUUGAGCAAAUCGAACACUCCUUUGGCGCUACUCAUCCCGGUGUUUACGACAGCGAUAAACAAGUGUUUGUGCUCAACUUCAGAGGUUUGUCAUUUUAUUUCCCAAUUGACUCAAAGUUCCAGCCGGGUUAUGCUCAUGGUUUGGGUUCACUGCAAUUCCCCAACGGAACGUCACCCUUAGUUGCAAAAACUGCCAUUUAUGUUGGUAGCAUGGCAGCCGGAGCUGUCGGCAGCGAAGAGCACAGUCUCAAAGCACCGCCACCUCCUUUACCACUGACUUGCUACCACAACAAUUUGUAUCUCGAGAAAGCUGAAGUUGUCAGAGACAAAGCACGCACUCGGGGUCUCAGAUUGCAUCUCUUUACGGAAGGUAGCUCAGUUACGAGAGUUCUUCUUGAGCCGAAGAAGCUCUGUCUCACCAAAGAGGUAUGGUUCGGUGAUACGUGCGAGGACGUUUUGAGUGCGCUUGGAGCACCUUCGCGCGUUUUUUUUAAAGCGGAGGACAAAAUGAGAAUUCACAGCCCUCACGCUCACAAGCGAGACAAGACAAAGCGCUCUGAUUUCUUUUACAAUUACUUCACCCUAGGACUAGACGUUCUAUUCGACGCGAAAACCCAAUGCGUUAAGAAAUUUGUUCUCCACACAAAUUAUCCAGGGCAUUAUAAUUUUAAUAUGUAUCACCGUUGUGAAUUCACUCUUACCUUACCACCCGAGACUAGCUCGGUCGAAUCAGGAAAGCUCAUCGACGUUAGUCCGUCUCCCAUUACGAUCACUGCCUACACAAAAUGGGACAAAGUGAGUGAGCAGCUGAGAGCGAGCGCCCGUCCGGUGGUAUUGAAUCGGGCGUCAUCGACCAACACGACAAAUCCAUUUGGUUGUACUUUCUGUUACGGUAUACGCGAUGCGAUUGUCGAAGUAAUGGCGAAUCAGCAUAUUGCGAGUGUAACACUUUAUACGGCGGCGUGACCUUGGUAAAGAGCCUGCGUUUGCUACAUUUGUGACACGUAGAGUGCUGCUCCCUUUCUUUCCCUCUUUCUCCUCGAAACACAUGGGAAAAAUCGGAAAAAAAAGAGGAAGGAAGAUGAACGAGGAAGAAGAAAAAAAAGAAAAAUACGAAAAAAAAACUACAAAAAGGACGUUAGAAGGCAAACAAAAAAAAAUGGAAUAAAAUAUAAAAGUACGAGAGACGGCUCGCACAUUCGGGCCUGUAAAAUAUCUCUCCGAGACGGAAACAAAAGAGGCAUUAACGACGAGUGGAGCUUACGGUGAAAGGUAAUCUCUGCGCAACCGACGCGGGUUUGUUUUGGGGGGCUGCGAUUGAGAGCGCUGCUCUGAAGGAAUCAACGGGAUUUUCCAUCGAAAAAGAAAGAAAAUUACCACACGAAACAUCAAAUUUCAUUGAAAUACUUCGUCGCUGUGAUUCGAAAUAACAAAAAGGCCUCCCCCGAUGUCCCGGCGAUCACUUUUCGUGGUCCGGCUGAAAAACUCACUACAAAAACAACAAAAAAAACCAUAAAAUAUAAGAAUAAUUCAAAGAAACAAAAAAACCGAUAUGAAAUAAUAAUAACGCUUAGAUAGUAAUGGACAAUGACCAUGAUAACACUUAGGUAAUAAUAAUUGUUAAGUAUGUAAAAUCACCACCGCGUAGCCACGAUUCAAAUCUCGUUUUUUCUCUUCUUCUUAUCGUAAAUCACAUUUUUCGGUUUAUUUUAUUUUAUUUUUUUCAUACUUUUGGAACGUUCGAACGCGUUCGUACAAUUUUUUGUUGUUUUCCGAUCGCUCGUUAAAUCGACCUUCCAUUUUUAAACUCAUCGCCAUCUUAUCACUAUUUUAAUUUUUUAUUUCUUUUUUUUUUUGGUUCCACCAAACCCUACUCUCGUAUGUACAUAUCCGGAAUAUGAAAAAAAAACCACAAGGAGGAUAAUCCUAAUCUGUGUAUGCAUAUAAACGAUGUACGCUCGACUCAUUAUCGUCGAGGAAGUAUCGUCACUUAUUUCUUUACUGUCAGAUAACGUUUGAAUACACUCGUAUAGUAGAGUAAUAGUGAUGCAAGGAGUCGAAUCAUGUCAACCGAUAGCAGAGAUUUGCGUCUCUCUUUAUUUUGAAGACAAAUAACGAAGGGAAUUAGAUGUUUUUGAAUUUGAGAUGGUAAUAUACGAUCUUGUCGAUCUGAGGCGAGAUAAAUAUGUGCCAAAAACUUUUCGAUACAAUCUGUCAAAAUUUAACCGUCGAUUUGGCACAGAAACUGGGCGAAUUCGUCCUUCGAACGGAAAAAUGCCCUUUUUACACUGCCCGCUUUUCGAAAUGAAAACCGAAUGGAUUUUUUCGAAAUUCCACAUAACACGAUGAAAUAUAAUUAUCAUAACAGCUCGAAUUUCAUCCUUUUUUGUGCUAAAUUCGUUUAGAACGUUCGAAAAGACUCCGAUAAUGAAAAAUUCGAUGUAAAUCAAUGUUUGUCCUCGAAAAAACGAUUUCGCAUUGUACCUUACGCAAUGACGAAAAACUCUUUGGGAAACAACGACGAAUCGUUUGUGAUUCGGGUUGUGUUGAUGGAAAAAAAUGUUGCAUAUCAGCUGUUUUUUCAUGUUGUACGAGCUCUGUCGUUCCAGAGUGUAAUUGUGCGUAUUGAAAUUGUCAGAAAAAUCGAUAGAUUCUGACGAAUCUAAAGAAAAUGAAAAUGUGAUGAAACUCGCGCGUUUUCAAUGUGAAAAAAAUCGAAUGAAACUUGUUCGAGACAAAUUUUAAUGGAAAACAAUUGAGAGGAGAUGAAUUUGUGUAAAAAAAAAAACAUCACACUGACGAAAAAUUUCAAUACUUUUCGGAGUAACGAGAGUCGCCAAUCUCUGGCUAACAAUAAAAAUUAUCGUUCAACUAUCCGAGCAAAAGAAUAAAAAAAAAGACCAAAACUGUGUUGUGUCAUGGAGACAACAUUAACAAAAGGAGAACGAAGAUAAAAACGAAAUCAUUGUUAUUCUUGUUCAAACGCUUUUUCAAUCGCCUCCGAAACAGCGAAAAUUAACGUGAAAUUAAAUCUUCUGUUCUUCUCUUCCGUAAGACCCACUAUUUCAAUUUCAUUUCGCGUUCUCGAUGGAAAUAUUUGUUUUUUCCUAAUUAUCUUAUCAAUUAUUUUCGAAUUAUUGUGUAAAAAUGUUUCGUCACUGAGAGAUGUCGAUAACAGAGAUCUCUUUGUUUUGAAUGUGACUCUGCGAGAGUUGAACAGAAAAAGUAUAAAAUAAACGUGAAAAAAAUGAAAUAAACAUAAAAUGGCAAAAAAAUAAACUAAAAAACGUAAGUCUAAUCCGAAAAAUUGAUUGUAGAAUUGAGGAUAGCGCGUAGCACUCUCGAGGGGGAAUAAAGUCGUGCGCGAGCAAAACGUGUUUUAAUGUAGGUACUUAUACGCAUAAUUUUUCUAUGAAUUGACAAAAAAGAAAAACAAAAAGUAACGAAAGCCACUGAAGAAUGAAGCGAAACACACACGACAAAAUUGUUGAUGAAAAUAAGAAAAAUGGUGAAAAUAAUGAAAUAAAAUAUUGAAAAAAUACACGUGGCUGUACAGAAUAAAUCGAGGCAUACGUUCGGCGAAGCAAAUGAUACUUCCAUAGGUGCAGAUUUUUACGUCCUUGUAUUUCAUUCGCAAUCAAUGGCUGCUGCCAAAAUGAUUUAUACAAAAACGCUCCUCGAAUUAUAACGACGAAAUUUACGUCGAUGCAAAUUCUAAAUUACAAAUACGAAUGUUUUUCUCUCUCUCUCUCUCUUUUUCUCUUCAAUUGUUAAGUCACACGUUAUUUUUUCGCGUCUAAUAUUUUGAAAAUUGCUCUCGAUUUAUAACGCUGGCUGUAAAUAUUCCUAUCGUCAUUGAAAGUGAAGAAAAAAACAAGUCUCACUCAUGAAAAUUGCAAUAAUUUUUGGAAAAUCAUUAGCAGCAAGUUUGACGAAGGGGAAAAAGGGAAAAUAACAAUCGCACAAAUGAUUAAUCGCUCGUUCGAACUCGUCGAGGACUCAAAUAGCGUGUAUCGUCAUCGAAAAAUGACCUGACAAUUCUUUCGAAGCGAAUGCACGUUUUUUUUCGAUCCAACGGGAACGAAUCGAUCAUUAAUGUUAAUGUAUAACGAUUAAAAUAUAGCUAAAAUGCUUAAUGCACUAUAAUGUUAUCCUAAAACGUCGUUCGAUCGAUUAUACGAGAGAACGGAAUGUGAAAAUGGAGAAAACAAAAAUCAAAGGAAUGUUAACAACUCAUUGAGUUUUGUAGACGAGAACAUAAACGAGCGUGAUAAGUCGACAGAGGGCCACUUUGAUUUGUUUGUUCACCAAUCAUCGAUUCACGUGAUAUUUAUUAAGCGGGAAAACUCGCUGUUUCAUGAAAUAUAUAGAAAAAAAUAUUGAAAUUAUAGAAAUUUUUUUUCAAAUUGUACGUUGAAAAAAAGACAUUCGGAAAGUAGCAGCAGUCAGCGAUGUUUGACUCACCCGAAUUAAUCAUUUUUUUCCCCACGUUUUUUUACUGCAUUGCGUCUUUUCGUGUAAAAUAAGAAAAGAAGCGAUUGGAAUAAUGAAAGGUGCGGAUUUUAAAAGCGACUCAUUUUCGGCGCCUCGUCUACGACGAUUCCGAGUUAAAAUAAUAAUUAGUUCAUAUUAUGUCUGACCUCAUUACACUUCGUAUUGCAUACUCCUUUUGUAUGUUUACCUGAUAAAUAAAAGAUCUCAAAAGUCA